Hypoxylon trugodes is the source of this 1758-nucleotide messenger RNA. RefSeq names its product anaphase-promoting complex, subunit 10-domain-containing protein. The coding region runs from base 147 to 1229 and encodes 360 amino acids. Gene Ontology annotation, cellular component: anaphase-promoting complex. Gene Ontology annotation, biological process: anaphase-promoting complex-dependent catabolic process; protein K11-linked ubiquitination. The record is from RefSeq and is a predicted model, not a curated record. NCBI's taxonomy places the organism in Eukaryota, Fungi, Ascomycota, Sordariomycetes, Xylariales, Hypoxylaceae. The transcript is spliced from 3 exons.
AAACAUUACAGUGCUUUCUUAACCUUCUAUUUACCCCAAGUUGGUUCAAUAUAUGGUUACCCAUUCACAAAGCUGACCAUGAAACAAAUCUCAGACAUAAUCUCUGCCGAUUGAAUGAAGUCUUCAAUCAUAUCGUCUGUCUAACAAUGGAUCCGCCAGAUGUUGGCAGCAGUGGCGGUUCCGCGAGGAACUUUGCCAGUCUCCGCCAACAACAGGAAGAAUUCCGACGACGAUUAAUGCGCCCCGAUCGUGUUGCUCGCAUGUCGCAGGGCCGGGGCGGGGAUCCGGUGCGAACCGGGGUACCUGAAGCUGCCGAGCAUCUUACUGAAACCUUCAAUGACGGUACACGACCGGAUCCGCAAUGGGCAUUUCAGACACCCCAAGACACACAUUCUAUCGUUGAAGGGGAUGCUGAAGCUAUGGAUGGUGAUAUUGAUGUUGAUGUCGAUGACGUUGUUGAGGGCGACGAGAAUCAGGGUAUCGAAGAUGAAGUUGAACACGAGGAGCAAGGCGAAGAGGAUGAGGAAGACAAUGAAGACGAGCAGGCUUUUGAUCCCGCCGCAGUUGGUUUGAAGGAAAUCAGCAAUCUCGCGAGUUUCACAGUCAGCAGCUACAAGCCCGGAUGUGGCGUUAAGGAACUUCGAGAUGAUGAUGUCAAUCAAUUCUGGCAGUCCGAUGGCCCACAACCUCAUCGAUUGAACAUUCACUUCAUCAAGCGCGUGGAGAUUCGCGUCUUACGACUCUAUCUUGACUACGAUCUCGAUGAGAGUUACACACCCACCAAGAUUCAGAUCACAGCCGGUUUCAGCCCCAACUUCACCAUUCCAUUCACCACUAUGGAGCUUAACGUGCCCAAGGGUUGGAUUGAUGUGCCUAUCGCUGGAGCAGGUGGCGGCCACGACGGGGACUCACUCAGCUGCUACUUCGUUCGAAUCAUCGUUCUAGAGAACCACCAGAAUGGCAAGGACACGCACAUUCGCGGGAUCAAGGUGUACGCCUUAGAUGACACCGCAGAUACCGCCGAGAACAACCCUCUUGAAGAGGUAAUUGAGAUGCUAGACGAUCACGAGUACCGAUUGGCAGCAUUGAGAAUCCACGAUAACGACGAGGAGGGCCUUGAGAGACUCACAGAGAAGAGAAAGGAGAAAAAGGCGAAAGCUAAGAAGUUUAUCCCUAGUGAUGGUGGACUUACUAUCCCUGACUUCAUGAGAGAGCCCGAAAUUCGUUAAAGGUGAUCAUCUAGGCAUUUGGAGGAUUCGCGGUGUGUUUAUGGCAAGUUCGCAUAUCUAGGCGCUAAGGGCGUUGUGAAAUACUGGGUUUUCUCCUUAAUUACGAUACCCUAUGACUGCUAUUUUUGCUUGUUGUAUUGGAAGGAGGGUACCUGUGCCUAGGGGCCUGCAGGGCAAAAUGGCGUGUACUUAGGUCGCUUAACUAUCGGGCGAUCUUACGAAGAGGAGAGAACAUGAGGAUCCGGUAAUGAAAAGGUGGUAGCUGAAUGAUGCAAUGAUUCUUUUCUUUAUAGUAUUACUAAUCUGUUUAUAUUGCCCUUUAAUUCUACGAAUCCGUGUAAGUGGAAGAGAAUAGAAGAAGCACGUCCAUAUAAGUUAUCUAGGUAUGCCCAAUUAAUUAUGAAUCUUUUGGGGCGGUUUAAUGAUAGAGUCCAGCGUUAUGAACAGGGCUACAGCGAACCGACAGCGCGGGUAUCUCCACUUUACUACGGGUUUAGCCGUCCGCUAAAAUCCUGCGAUCUAGGGCUUG